Molecule: messenger RNA, 676 nt
Organism: Pteronotus mesoamericanus
Lineage: Eukaryota; Metazoa; Chordata; Mammalia; Chiroptera; Mormoopidae
Gene: RGS1
Product: regulator of G protein signaling 1
Exons: 5
Coding region: 47-676 (209 amino acids)
Source: RefSeq, a predicted model, not a curated record
UAAAGCAGCAGGCCGGUGACGGGCAGACAUUCGCCCUGCGGGGACCAUGAGAGGAACAGCUGUCUCCAUGCCACGGUUAGACAAGAUGCCAGGGAUGCUCUUCUCUGCUACUCCCAAGGAACUGAAAGGAACUGACCGUGCGCUUCUUGAUGAUAAAACACAAAAAAAGAGGCCAAAGACCUUCGGAAUGGAUGUGAAAGCAUACUUGAAGUCCAUGAUCCCACAUCUGGAAUCUGGAAUGAAGACUUCUAAGUCCAAGGACAUACUCUCUGCUGAUGAAGUAAUGCAGUGGUCUCAGUCUCUGGAAAAACUUCUUGCCACCCAAACUGGUCAAGACAUUUUUGGAAGUUUCCUAAAGUCUGAGUUCAGUGAGGAGAAUAUUGAGUUCUGGCUGGCUUGUGAAGACUAUAAAAAAACAGACUCUGAUCUUUUGCAUUGCAAAGCAGAGAAAAUAUACAAAGCAUUUGUGCAUUCAGACGCUGCUAAGCAAAUCAAUAUUGAUUUUCGCACUCGAGAAUCUACAGCUAAGAAGAUUAAAGCUCCGACACCCACGUGUUUUGAUGAAGCCCAAAAACUUGUAUAUACUCUCAUGGAAAAGGACUCCUAUCCCAGGUUCCUCAAGUCAAAUAUAUAUUUAAAUCUUCUGAAUGACCUUCAGGCGAACAGUCUAAAGUGA